CACGUCGAAACAUCCACGAACAUAACCAGAUGUUUCCAGUAAAGAAGACCAGCAAAAAAGUGACAUGUGACAUGCAUCAGCACUUCUCUUGAUUCCCAUCUUUAUUAAAUAUUCAAACACUGAUCGUUAGUCAGAGCUAUAAAUGUGUGGAUGAAGUUAUUAUAUUAAAUAGCCUAAAUUAAGUGAUUACUAGUUUUGUCUCAGGACAAAAAUACUUGGGCUUGGGGUGAAAUUUUUAUACUGUGUGAUAGCUUGUAUAACAUUAUUUUUUUGUUGCCAAAAGAGAACCACAAAAAUCUUCUCCAAGUGGGAAGGAAAUAAAACUUGUACUAGUCUCUGUCUCAUGACAGAAGUGGAUAAGCUGCAUUCUCUCAAAACAAGUCUGGCAACAUUUGCGUCCAGAAAUGAAAGCACUCUGAGAGUUCUACUAUGUGCCAUUUUUCAGCGGGACACAAGCUUUCUUUAAAAAGAGAAAAACCGAGGAUUGUGUUAAACAGUACAAUUUGUAGGUGACUUUGUGGGAAUUUACAUGAUGAAACACUACAUGGGAAACUGUGAAAAUGUUGGGAACCGGUUUGAUUUUGAUCAGAGUGGGUGAACAUUAGUCAGUGUUUCUGACUCGUCAGAUAUACACACGCAGCUUCAUUCAGACUUUAUGAAUCAUGGAGGACAAAGAAACAUUCAGCGAUGAAGAUUUUUCUUCAGAAUUCAGUGGGAUAUCAAGGUCACUGGAUUCCAAACAUGUGUCCAUGAAGAGUGACAGGUCUAAAAACAACAUUCUAACAUUUGAUGGAAAAGACAUAUCAACAGAUCUGUGGCAUAGAUCAAACUCACCGAAGCACAGUGCCAUAAAGAGUGAAGCAUCUAUGAAAACAUCAGUAAUAUUCAAUGGGGAAAACAAAUCAAAUCUGAGUGACUCUCAACUGGCCCAAAGCAUAAUCAUAUCAAAUCUGGUGAAGAAGUUUGAGCGUCUAUCUGAAGGAACAGCAAAGCAGGAAAACCCAACACUCCUGAAUGAGAUCUACACAGAGCUCUACAUCACAGAGAGUGAGAGAGGAGAGAUCAGUAAUGAGCACGAGGUGAGACAGAUUGAGAAACAGUCCAGGAGAGCAGCAACAGAGGACACACCAAUCAAAUGCAAUGACAUCUUUAGACCUUUACCUGGACAAGAAGAACCCAUCAGAACUGUGCUGACAAAGGGAGUCGCUGGCAUUGGAAAAACAGUCUCUGUGCAGAAGUUGAUCCUGGACUGGGCUGAAGGGAAAGAGAAUCAGGAUGUCCAGCUCAUAUUUCCACUUCCUUUCAGAGAAAUCAACCUGAUGAAAGACAAAACACUCAGUCUUUCAGAUCUUCUUCAUGUAUUUUACCCUGAAACCAAAGAUAUGGAAAUAUCUAGUGAUGAAUAUAAAGUGUUGUUCAUCUUUGAUGGUCUGGAUGAGUGUCGCCUGUCUCUGGAUUUUCAGAGCGAUGUGAGGUUGUGUGAUGUAAGUGAAUCAGCUUCAGUGGAUGUGCUGCUGAUGAACCUCAUUGUGGGGAAUCUGCUUCCCUCUGCUCUCAUCUGGAUCACCUCCAGACCAGCAGCAGCUGAUCUCAUCCCCUCUGAGUGUGUCCAUCGAGUGACAGAGGUACGAGGUUUCAAUGAUCCACAGAAGGAGGAAUACUUCAGGAAGAGAAUCAGUGAUCAGAGUCUGGCGAAUACAAUCAUAUCACACCUGAAGUCUUCAAGGAGCCUCUACAUCAUGUGCCACAUCCCAGUGUUCUGCUGGAUCUCAGCCGCUGUUCUGGAGAAGAUGUUGAGUGAAGCAGAGAGUGGAGAGAUUCCCAAGACUCUCACUCAAAUGUACACACACUUCCUGAUCCUUCAGACCAACAUCAAGCAAGAAAAGGACUAUGAGAAUACAGUCAAAGAUGAAGAUAUGAUCCUCAAACUGGGGAAACUGGCUUUUCAGCAGCUUGUGAAAGGCAACCUGAUUUUCUAUGAGGAAGACCUGAGAGAGUGUGGCAUUGAAGAGACAGAAGCAGCAGUGUACUCAGGAUUGUGCACUCAGAUCUUCAGAGAGGAGUUUGGCUUGAACCAGGGGAAAGUCUUCUGUUUUGUUCAUUUGAGCAUCCAGGAACAUCUAGCAGCUCUAUAUGCACAUCUGUCCCUUAUGAAAAAAAACAGAAAUGUGUUUAUUACUCUUUCUUCUAGUCCUUUGAAGCAUUUGAAGAAGGCUUUAAAUGUUUCACCAUCUGAGCUGCAUAAGAGAGCUGUGGAAAAGGCCUUGAAGAGUAAAAAUGGACAUCUGGACCUUUUUUUGCGUUUUCUUCUGGGUCUCUCAUUGGAGUCCAAUCAGACUCUCUUACGAGAACUACUAACACAGACAGGAAGCUGCUCUUACAACAAUGAGGAAACGGUUAAGUACAUCAAGCAGAAGAUCAAGAGGAAUCGCUCUCCAGAGAGAUCCAUCAAUCUGUUCCACUGUCUGAAUGAACUGGGUGAUGAUUCACUGAUUCAGGAGAUUCAAGAUUAUCUGAAAUCUGGAAAAAUAAAAGAAACCAAACUCUCAUCUUCACAGUGGUCAGCUCUGGUUUAUGUGUUGCUGACAUCAGAGCAGAAGAUGGAUGUUUUCAAACUAAAACUGUUCAUUGGAUCCCAAAAUACAGCAGAUGAAGUUCUUCAGAAGCUGCUGCCUGUGGUCAAAGAAUCCAAAUUAGUUCAGUUGAUGGAUUGUGGUGUUACAUAUGAAGGUUGUGCUGCUCUGGCUUCAGCUCUAAAAUCAAACCCCUCACACAUGAGAAAUAUGAAUCUGUCACUAAAUAAAGUAGGAGCAUCAGGAGUGAAGCUGCUCUCUGAUGGACUGAAGGAUCCUCACUGUAAACUGGAAAAGCUGCGGUUGGGUAAGUGUGGUGUCACAGAUGAAGCAUGUGCUGCUCUGGCUUCAGCUCUGAGAUCAAACCCCUCACACCUGACAGAACUGGAUCUGUCACUGAAUAAACUAGGAGACUCGGGACUGAAUCUGCUCUCUGAUGGACUGAAGGAUCCUCACUGUAGACUGGAAACACUGCGGUUGAGUGAUUGUGGAGUCACAGAUGAAGGUUGUGCUGCUCUGACUUCAGCUCUGAGAUCAAACCCCUCCCACCUGAAAGAACUGGAUCUGUCAAUGAAUAAAUUAGGGGCGUCAGGACUGAAUCUGCUCUCUGAUGGACUGAAAGAUCCUCUCUGUAUUCUGGAGAUACUGCGGUUGAGUUAUUGUGGAGUCACAGAUGAAGGUUGUGCUGCUCUGACUUCAGCUCUGAGAUCAAUCCCCUCACACCUGAGAGAACUGGAUGUGUCUGGAAAUGAACUAGAAGACUCAGGAGUGAAUCUGCUUACAGCUGGAUUGAAAGAUCCUAUCUGUAAACUGGAGAUACUGCGGUUGAGUGAUUGUGGAGUCACAGAUGAAGGUUGUGCUGCUCUGGCUUCAGCUCUGAGAUCAAACCCCUCACACCUGAAAGAACUGGAUCUGACUGGAAAUAAGCUAAGAGACUCCGAUGUGAAGCUGCUCUCUGCUCUGAAGGAUAAUCCACCUUAUAAACUGGAAAUGCUUAAGUUUUAGAUGUUAGUCUGAUCUUCCCUGGAUCAGCUGAUGGUGAAUAAAGAGACACUACAGACAGACAUCAUUCAACAGAAUCAACAGACACAAACCCUUAGUGAUCAUCACACACGUGUAACUUUCAAGAAUCAUCCUGUUUUUAAUUCAAAGUCAAACAAUGAAACCUGAAACCUAUUUAUUCCUAUAAACAAUAUAUAAACACUUAUAAGCUACUACUAAAUAUUGUAGAAACGUAAUUUUCUGUAAAGUUGCUUUGUAAUGAUUUGUAUUGUAAAAAGCGCUAUACAAAUAAACUUGAAUUGAAUUGAACAAUAUUACAUUACAAUAUUAACAGUUGUUUGUGAAAAUAUACUUUCAGAAAGAAAGGUACAAAACUUUACCUUUUAGGGUACAAGUGACCAUCAAAUGGUGCAGUACCCUAAAGUGUACCGUUUUGUACCACUACUUACAUGUACAACAUUUUACCUUAUAACUUUGUACCAUUUAAGAGCAAAGAUGACCAUUGUAUUUAAGGUCUCAAGUAUUACCAAAUCCUUCUGAAGGAACUACUAAUUACUUGGAUCAGCAUUCUAAAUCAUAACUCCCUAAUACUGACUGAUGUCAUUUUAAGCUUUUGAGAUAUAUGUAAAGUUUUGGAUAGUAAAUUAAAUUAAAUUAAAUUAAUGGAUUUAGCAGAUGCUUUUAUCCAAAGCGACUUGCAGUGCAUUCAGGCUAACAUUUUUUACCUAUCAUGUAGGAUAGUAAUGACUCAAGUGUUACUACAUCCUUCUGAAGAAAUAAUUAAUAAUUAUUUGGAUCAGUAUUCUAAGAUCAUGGUAACCCAUUAAUAAUGAUUUAAGUGUUGCCAAAUCUAGCAACUCUACUAAACAUGAACUUACAAAUACUUUAAAAAUGUAUAAAGACUUCAGUAAUUACUUGAGUUAUCACGGACUAGAAUAGUGUUCCCAAAAAUUUUAAUUAUUUUAGGAGGAUGUAGUAAAACCUGAAUCACUACUAUCCAAUAUUUAACAAAACCCUCAAAAUCUUACUCAUGUGUUCUUCAUUAAUGAUGGAUCAGUAUUCUAAAGUGUUACCUUGAGUUCUGUUUUCAGUUUUUGCAGGUUCCAUCUGUGAAUUACCCUUUCUAUGUUUUUCUGCCUUUGUCCCAAUGUGGAUUAGGCUACUGUUUUUUUGGACUUUUAAAUAAAAGCUGCA
Carassius auratus (goldfish) is the source of this 4769-nucleotide messenger RNA. RefSeq names its product NACHT, LRR and PYD domains-containing protein 12-like. Gene Ontology annotation, molecular function: protein binding. The record is from RefSeq and is a predicted model, not a curated record. The transcript has 12 exons. The coding region runs from base 663 to 3578 and encodes 971 amino acids. NCBI's taxonomy places the organism in Eukaryota, Metazoa, Chordata, Actinopteri, Cypriniformes, Cyprinidae.